Molecule: messenger RNA, 1840 nt
Organism: Cucumis sativus (cucumber)
Lineage: Eukaryota; Viridiplantae; Streptophyta; Magnoliopsida; Cucurbitales; Cucurbitaceae
Product: cytochrome P450 71B2-like
Exons: 2
Coding region: 91-1620 (509 amino acids)
Molecular function (GO): heme binding; oxidoreductase activity, acting on paired donors, with incorporation or reduction of molecular oxygen; monooxygenase activity
Source: RefSeq, a predicted model, not a curated record
ACGACCCUCUAUAUAGACUAAUUUGCCCAACUUCUUCAUUCCACACAUCGUCCCCCUUCUCCCUCUAAAGAGUAGAGACCUUUAAGAAAAAUGCAUUAUCACAUUGAGAUAAUGAUGAGUAGCAUUUUCAUUUGGCUUCCUCUCCUCUUUCUCUUAACAAAAAAGCUUCUUCACAACAAAAACAACAACCUUGUUAAUCCUCCUCCAAGCCCUCCAAAGCUUCCUUUAUUAGGUCAUUUACACCUCCUUGGCUCCCACCCUCAUCGCUCUUUAUACAACCUUUCACAAAAAAAUGGCCCCAUCAUGCUCCUGAAACUCGGUUCCGUCCCAACCAUCGCCAUCUCUUCUGCAACAGCCGCCAGAGAGCUAUUCAAACACCACGAUCUCGCAUCUUGCAGUCGCCCUCGCUUAACGGGAACUGGAAGAUUUUCAUACAACUUUCAAGAUCUGAAUUUAUCCCCACACGGGGAGCGUUGGAGAGAGCUUCGAAAGAUUUUCAUGACCGAGCUAUUUAGUACUAAACGAGUGCAAUCAUUUUAUCAUAUAAGAGAAGAGGAAAUUGAUAAGCUAUUAAAAUUUAUAUCUAAUUCCUCAUCUCUUGGCACUCCAAUUGAUUUGGCUAAAACCUCAUAUGCUCUCACUGCAAAUGUAAUCUUUAGAAUGGCUUUUGGGAAAAAGUUCAGUGGUGGAGAAUUAGAUAAUGAGAAUUUUCAACAUAUUAUUCGUAGAUCAAUGGUUGCAUUGGGAAGCUUUUUUGUGAGUGAUUUUUUCCCUCGUGUGGGUUGGCUUGUUGAUUGGAUUAGUGGAGCUUAUGGGACAUUGGAGAAGAGUUUUGGUGAAAUGGAUGCAAUUUUUCAAAAAGUGGUCGAUGAUCGAAUCAAGUUUAAGGAAAGUUAUCGAUCAAGUGAAGAAAAUAUUGUUGAUGUUUUGUUGAGAAUGGAGAGAGAUAGCUCCGAAUUUGAUACUGUGAAAUUUACACACGAGUGUGUCAAGGCACUUAUCAUGGAUAUAUUUCUAGCAGGAGUAGAAACAGGAGAAAACAGCAUAGUUUGGGCAAUGACAGAACUUAUUAAAAAUCCAAGGGUAAUGAAAAAGCUACAAGAUGAGAUCCGAAGCACCAUUAAAGAAGAUCGAGUGAAGGAGAGCGAUCUCCAAAACCUUCAAUAUCUAAACAUGGUGAUUAAAGAAGUUUUAAGGCUUCAUCCACCAGUCCCACUUUUGUUACCCAGAGAGGCCACGUCACAUUUUAAGCUAAAUGGUUAUGAUAUUCAUCCAAAAACUCAUAUUUACGUGAAUGUAUGGGCAAUUGGAAGAGACCGAGAAUCUUGGAAAAACCCACUGGAGUUUUUUCCAGAAAGGUUUAUAGAAAGUAAUAUUGAUUAUAAAGGACAAAACUUUGAGUUAAUUCCUUUUGGAGCUGGUCGAAGAAUUUGUGCAGGGAUGACUAUGGGGAUUAUUAUUGUGGAACUUGCAUUGGCAAACAUGUUGUUGUGUUUUGAUUGGAAAUUGCCAAAAGGAGUGAAGGAGGAAGAUGUGGAUAUGGAAGAAGAUGCUGGUCUUUCAGCUUCCAAGAAACUGCCUCUUCAACUUAUUCCAAUCCCUUACUUAAGUUUGGAUUAAUAGUUUAAUCGCUAUCUAUAUAUUGAAGAAUAAUAAUGAAUAAUUAUUACCCCAAAUGUAGAUAUAACAAAUUAGUUAAUGUUGUAUGAAAUGUAAUCAUAUGUAGUACUGCAUGGUGUUAUGGAUUAUGGAAUUGGCUAUGGUCUCUGUUCAAGAAUGUUUGAGUUUUGUUUCUCGGAUUGUUUUAGUGAUAUUUAUACAGAAAUUAUAUUGUGUCUCA